Messenger RNA from Ornithorhynchus anatinus (platypus), 1802 nucleotides. It is a transcript of the gene RAE1, whose product is annotated as ribonucleic acid export 1. Gene Ontology annotation, biological process: transcription-dependent tethering of RNA polymerase II gene DNA at nuclear periphery; RNA export from nucleus. Gene Ontology annotation, cellular component: nuclear pore. The transcript is spliced from 15 exons. Bases 250 to 1356 code for a protein of 368 amino acids. Gene Ontology annotation, molecular function: ubiquitin binding; RNA binding. The record is from RefSeq and is a predicted model, not a curated record. NCBI's taxonomy places the organism in Eukaryota, Metazoa, Chordata, Mammalia, Monotremata, Ornithorhynchidae.
CAGGAGGGGCAAAGCGGCUGAUUGACUGUACGCCGCCUCCGCCGGUGGCCGCCCCGCUGUGGGCCGAGGCCCGGUCUUGCCCAGCUCGGGGCGAAGCCUCGGCCGGCCUGCUGUGACCCUCGGGACGGCCUCUGCAGGCGGGCCAGCAGAAUUAGAAGAUACGUUCCCUGCCCGUAAGGAGCUUACACUCAGUCUGGAGGAGACAUCACGUAGCUAGGGUUUGGUACAGUGCUGUGCACACAGGCCAAGAUGAGUUUGUUUGGAUCAGCCUCAGGCUUUGGAACUGGUGGUACCAGCAUGUUUGGAAGCACAACUGCAGAUAAUCACAACCCUAUGAAGGAUAUCGAAGUUACAUCUCCUCCUGAUGAUAGUAUUGGUUGUCUAUCUUUUAGCCCACCAACAUUGCCAGGGAACUUUCUUAUUGCCGGUUCCUGGGCCAAUGACGUGCGGUGUUGGGAAGUACAGGAUAAUGGACAAACUAUCCCAAAGGCUCAGCAGAUGCACACUGGCCCGGUGCUUGAUGUCUGUUGGAGUGAUGAUGGAAGCAAAGUAUUCACAGCAUCAUGCGAUAAAACUGCCAAAAUGUGGGACCUCAACAGUAACCAGGCUAUUCAGAUUGCACAGCACGAUGCUCCUGUGAAAACUGUGCAUUGGAUCAAAGCACCAAACUACAGUUGCGUGAUGACAGGUAGCUGGGACAAGACUUUAAAGUUUUGGGAUACACGAUCACCGAGCCCCAUGAUGACAUUGCAGCUGCCUGAAAGAUGUUACUGUGCUGAUGUGGUCUAUCCCAUGGCCGCUGUGGCUACUGCAGAGAGAGGGCUGAUUGUUUAUCAGUUAGAGAACCAGCCUUCUGAAUUUAGAAGAAUAGACUCUCCACUUAAGCACCAGCACCGUUGUGUUGCCAUUUUUAAAGACAAACAGAAUAAACCUACCGGCUUUGCUCUGGGAAGCAUUGAAGGAAGAGUUGCUAUUCAUUAUAUUAACCCACCCAAUCCUGCCAAAGAUAAUUUCACCUUUAAGUGUCAUCGAUCCAAUGGAACGAAUACCACGGCACCUCAGGAUAUCUAUGCAGUAAAUGGGAUAGCAUUUCACCCUGUCCACGGCACCCUGGCAACCGUGGGGUCUGAUGGCAGAUUCAGCUUUUGGGACAAAGAUGCAAGGACGAAGCUGAAAACAUCAGAACAGCUGGAUCAACCAAUAUCUGCUUGUUGCUUCAAUCAUAAUGGAAACAUAUUUGCAUAUGCUUCUAGUUAUGACUGGUCAAAGGGACAUGAAUUUUACAAUCCCCAAAAGAAAAAUUACAUUUUUCUGCGAAAUGCUGCAGAAGAGUUAAAGCCCAGAAAUAAGAAGUAGUGCUCGUUGUUGGAAGAAGAAAACUCAACAAUCUUUUAUCGUUCAGGGAAAUGGAAGACAAACAGCUUUACCCCUCAGCAGCAGCAGCAGCAGUGUGUUUCCUCUCCUACGUGCUUCCCAAGCCCUGAGAGCUUUCUUCGAUCCCACCUUUCAGGUUCUUUUGUUGACCCUCAUCCGGGACUGACCUCUUUGCCAUUUCUAGCGCGCAUUAGGAAUGGAAUUACAUUCAUUACCAUUUGGACUUUAAAAUCUUCUGUCAUAAUCUCGAUACCCAAUGUACUUCUUUCUUUUUGUUUUAGAACCGAAUGUUCUUUAUUCCCGAUCAUUAUUUGGGGCCAGCAUGUGAACUGAAGAUCUGUUGAAAUGUAAAAUUCUGUGACCCAUGCAGUGUAGAAUUUGUGUUUGCUCAUGUCUAAAAUUUUUAAUAAAACUUUUAUUAGAAUAUA